This is a messenger RNA of Colius striatus (speckled mousebird), 2093 nucleotides long. It is a transcript of the gene ENG, whose product is annotated as endoglin. Gene Ontology annotation, biological process: vasculogenesis. The coding region runs from base 64 to 2010 and encodes 648 amino acids. NCBI's taxonomy places the organism in Eukaryota, Metazoa, Chordata, Aves, Coliiformes, Coliidae. The record is from RefSeq and is a predicted model, not a curated record. The transcript is spliced from 15 exons.
GGUUUCCUGCCGCCGCCGCCCGGGCACUCGGCGCUGGCUCCCGGGGAGCGGCCGCAGGCGGACAUGGGCCCCCGUGCCGCCCCGCUCCUGCCGCUGCUGCUGGCUCUGCUCGGCCGCCCGGAGCCCGGGGGAGCCGAGGGCUGUGACCUGCAGCCGGUGAUGGCAGAGUCACCCAUCAUCCUGUCCUAUGCCACCAGCACGGUGCCACGGGGCUGCGUCAGCAGCAGCUCCCUGAGCGCCAGCCGUGAAGUCCACAUCCUCAGCAUCGAGUGGUCCAAGGUCUCUGCCGUCCCACUGAAGGUGUCGGUUGUGCCACGCGCCGGUGACUGCAGCCGCUCAGCAGUUCUCGUCCUGCUCUGUGCCCGCUGCUCUGCCACCGUCACCUCCCCGUGUCCAGACCUGCUUGUCCGCACCGAUGCCCACCUCAGCCGAGAGACCACCGCAGCACAGGACCUCGAGCCACCCACGGCCACCAGUGAGGGACAGCUGCUGGCCUGGGCUCACACAGCCUAUGGGGGGGUCACAUCCUACAGCAGGCUGCAGGACCCCCGCAGGGUCCAGCUCCGCCUGGGAGAAGAUGCCAGCAGCCCCCAGGACUGUGUGCCCCAGGAGCGCUUCGAUGCCAGGCUGCACCUCGAGGCUGAGGUCUUCUUCCAUGAGGUGAAAGGCUGCUCACGCAGGGAUGCCCAGAGCACCAAGGCUGCCCACAUUGUCCGCCUGCAGCCCCAGCACAGCUCCCCCAUCACAGAGGUGAACCUGUCUCUGAGCUGUCCUGAGCGAGCUGUGAGCAACCAGAUCCUCAUCCUGCAGAGCCCAGCCAACCUCACCUGGUCCCUCUCUGUCAACAACUGCCACACACAGUUCCUGGUCUCUGGGGACUACAAGAUCAUGCCCAUCUCCUCGCUGCUGCUCCCUGGGCAGCUCCUCCCUGACUCAGAGCAGGGCCUCAUCGCCAAAGCCUUCGAGAACAACUGCAGCGUCAUCGCCUCCUACUCUGUGAUUCCCACCAGUACCCACAUCAGCCUGGAGAUCCAGGAGUACGAGGUGAUCAGGCAGGUGCCUGUGACACCCACUGCCCCAGCCCGCCCCACUGAGUCCAUGCCCCACACGCUGCUGUUGAUGCUCCAGCCCUGGAAGUGCACAGAUGAAACCAUGGAGAUCGUCAUCGACAGGUCCUACCUACAGAUCAUCAAGGAUGUGGUGAACAUCACCCUGCGGGACAUCAGCUGCCAGGCGAAGAAAAACGCUACUCACUUCAUGCUGAAAACCCCCCUCAGCCACUGUGGCACCUCGCUGGAGGACAAGGGCCACGCCAACAACGAGCUCAUCCUCAACCUGGCCCAGGGCACAGUGCUCCGGAGCGUGCGGGUGGCCUUCCGCUGCAACAUCCCUCGGGAGCUGUUCCUGCGCCUCUUCCCCACGGCUGCCUUUGACGCACCGCAGAUGGAACUGGAGGUCAACAAGGAGGUUUUUGUGCAGGCGUCCAUGCGGUGGGAGGACCACCCGUCCGACCUGCAGCUGAAGGAGUGCUGGCUGGCAGAGCCGGGCCGGGAGCCGGUGCUGCUGGUGCAGGCUGAGGAGGCUCGUGGCGCCGGGGUGGCAGUGCUGGAGGGGCCCCCCAGCAGCCAUGGCAGGAAGGUUUGGCGCUUCCGCUUCACCUACACCGUCCCCGAGGGCAGGCGGGUGCCCUUCUCCGCCACCAUCAAGUGCAAGGCUGGACUGCAGAACGACACCAUCUUUGAGAAGGUGCUGGAAGUGACGGUGAAGGACAGCUGGCAGCCGCCCAACACCCGCGGGCUGGGCCUGGCCGCUGUCCUGGGCAUCACCUUCGGCGCCUUCCUCAUCGGGGCACUGCUCACGGCCGGGCUCUGGUACAUCUACUCCCACACCCGUCCCAUCUCCAAACUGCAGCCGGUUUCCAGCACAGCCCCGGCCUCGGAGAGCAGCAGCACCAACCACAGCAUCGGCAGCACCCAGAGCACCCCCUGCUCCACCAGCAGCAUGGCCUGACCCCCCUGGGCCCCGCCGAGCCCACAUGGCCCCCUGCCGCUGGACUUGGACACCCACUCCAGCCCCAUUAAGCUGUUUUUUUG